Mugil cephalus (flathead mullet) is the source of this 4110-nucleotide messenger RNA. RefSeq names its product NGFI-A-binding protein 1-like. Gene Ontology annotation, molecular function: transcription factor binding; transcription coregulator activity. Lineage: Eukaryota; Metazoa; Chordata; Actinopteri; Mugiliformes; Mugilidae. The transcript has 8 exons. Gene Ontology annotation, biological process: negative regulation of DNA-templated transcription. Gene Ontology annotation, cellular component: nucleus. The coding region runs from base 513 to 2051 and encodes 512 amino acids. The record is from RefSeq and is a predicted model, not a curated record.
GCAGGGGAGUGGAGAGAGACGCUGGGAGAGGACUCGAACACUCACACACACUCACACAUACACUCACACACACACUCAACAUUACUCGCACACACACGCAACACACACUCGGAGGAAAAAAGACGCACCAAAAGACGCACGAAGGUCAGCGGCUUUUACUGAUACUCUGCGUUUUUUUUUCUUCUCUCAGCUGCAGGAGAAAGAAAAAGUUUCCGGAGAGGGGAGGAGAACAGUGAAGCUCGGGUUGAGCAAGCAGAGACGAUCGGGCUUCAUCUCCGGCUUCAUCUUUGUGUCCUGGAGAUAAUUCUUCCCGUUUAUUUUUAAUUCAGACUUUUAAUUGUACGCGCCGCGCUCAGCCCCGUGGAAUCUGCCCAUUGCGGACUUUCUUUGUGCGCAUACGGACUCCCAGGGUUUGUGUUGACAAACAGUGAAGAAGAGGAAGAAGAAGAAGAGAAGGCGAAGAAGAGGACUCGAACCAGGGCGGACCAAAGGGGGGCAAACACUCACCAGGUAUGGCGGCGGUGUUGCCCAGGACCCUGGGUGAGCUGCAGCUCUACAGGAUCCUGCAGCGGGCCAACCUGCUCUACUACUACGAGGCCUUCAUCCAGCAGGGCGGCGACGACGUCCAGCAGCUGUGCGAGGCCGGGGAGGAGGAGUUCCUGGAGAUCAUGGCGCUGGUGGGCAUGGCCAGCAAGCCGCUGCACGUGCGGCGCCUGCAGAAGGCGCUGAGGGACUGGGUCACCAACCCGGCCCUCUUCAACCAGCCGCUCACCUCGCUGCCCGUCUGCAGCAUCCCCGUCUACAAGCUGCCCGAGGGUUCGCCCACGCUGCUCAACGCUCAGGACCGCGCCAACACCGCCAGCGUCAAGAUGCCCAAAGCCGUGGCGGCGGCCUGCUCCGACCCGGGGAAGCUGGACGUGGCGAGGGACAAAGUGUCGGCGGGGUCGCCCCUGCAGGGCAGCAGCGAGGCGCGGUUCUGGUCGGGCCACAGCAACGACAGCGAGCACAGCCUGUCGCCCUCAGACCUGGGCUCCCCGUCCUCACCCAGAGACGCUUUAGAGGCUUUGGACGCUGCGGCGGUGCAGUCGGUCCUGGAGUGCGUGGACAGGAUGGCUCCAGGGCUCCCUAAGACAGACCCCGCCGAGGUCAAGGAGCAGCUGAAGAACAACAAGAAACUGGCAAAGAUGAUCGGACACAUCUUUGAGAUGAACGACGACGACCCGCGCAGGGAGGAGGAGAUCCGGAAGUACAGCGCCAUCUAUGGACGCUUUGACUCCAAGAGGAGAGACGGCAAACACCUGACGCUCCACGAGCUGACGGUGAACGAGGCGGCGGCUCAGCUCUGCAUGAGGGACAUGGCUCUGCUCACACGCCGGGACGAGCUGUUCGGACUCGCCCGGCAGAUUUCCAGAGAGGUCACCUACAAAUACACCUACCGCACCAGCAAGUCUCGGUGUGGAGACAGAGACGAACCGUCCCCGAAAAGGAUCAAAACUGAGGAGAACUUCUUCGACAUCCAGGAGGCGCUGCAGGCCAUCCACAUGAGGCAGGAGAUGCUGAGGGAGCAGCUGGCCUGCGCCAAGUCGAAAGGAGAGGAAACGGUCGGGAGGAAUCUGCAGAUGCAGCUGGAGCGUCUUCUGGCCAGGCAGAUGGAGAUCCUGCAGGACGCCGCCGUCCAGGAGCGGCUCCAGGCUCUGGACUGGAGGAUCCCCCCCGCCGCCUUAAAGUACCUCAACGAGGCCCACAACACCAACGGAGCCACGGCCGACACCACCAGGGACGGCCAAGAUGAACGGCCGAUCAACUUGCGGGUUGUAAGUCAGAGCAUGCAGGAAGGCGACCUCCCGCUGGGUAAACAGCUAGCCAACGAGCUGAAGCGCCAUCACAACCACAACAACAACAACAACAACAACAACAGCAACAGCAACAGCAGCAGCCACAACCACACGGACGACACCAAAACACCAGCAACAGAAAACGGGACGACGCAGCGGACGUCCGGCAGCGCGGACAAGAAGACCAUCAAGUCAGAGCCAGAAGACUCCACAUAGUGCCUCCCGCCUCUCUACCCCAGCUCACUCUACUCACACUUGACAGUAUGCAGUUAUUACCCGUCAAUAGAUACUAAGCAAGCACAGCCACAGUAGAGCCUUAACAACCAAUGUUGCCUCAUGAAUAGCAUUUAUUUUUAUUUGAUUAUUUCCAUUUAUUUGUCCUAAAAAAGGUAUUUGCCAAAGCACCUCCAGAGCGUCUAGAGAAGCCCCUCAGCGCUCGGCGGGUCUUUGUCCGUGGGUUAACUGUACACGUUGGAUGUACGUUUACGCUCGUAUACUCCUUACCUCUGCCCGGGAGUUUGCUUUCGUUGCUUUCUUCGGACGGCCAGGUUGCAGGCUGUGACGCCGGGGCCGAGUCUUAGCUCGGCGUGGAUUCAGAAAACGUGUUUGAGUGAGCGGCACGUUGCUCCGGCUCCAGAUUAGAAACACAUUUUUAUUUAUUUCUUUUUUUUUUGUGACGUUCAAACCAAAUUCAGAGGAAACGCUGCCCUUUCAUCUGGUUCGAUGAACUAAAUUAUUCACUAGAUGUUGUGAGGAUUUGGCAGCCGUUAACUUAAAUGAAGACAUCUGGAUAUUUACUUCCCUUGUUUCAUGUUACAAGCAGAUAUGAAUAUUUAUUGUGAGCGUCUGAGCCUCCAUCACUCUCCCAAAUCUGACUUUACUUGUUUGUACUGUAAAAAAGAAAAAGAAAAGUACUGUAGGGAGACGUUAAGAGUUAAGACGCGGCCCCCGUAGUAGCAGGAUUUUAUUUUUUAAACUUUUUUGUCGUUCGCUUCAAAUGGGGGAAACCAGGAGGGGUGGGAUUAACCCCCCCUCCCUCCUCGCUCUUGUCUUGUGUAUAUUUAUGGGAGGUAAUUUAAAAGACGAGGAUGUACAGGAGCUGUUGUGGAACAGCAGCAGGGCCCCUCCCUCCCCUCCGUCGCUGGUCUUGGCAGAAUGGCUGGGCUGGUGCGACCUAAUUGGUUCACUUCACUUUGUAAUUUAGCAAAACACUGCUGUCGAACCAGAAAACCACGCAUCUGCACACGGCGAGUAUUUCAGGAACAAACAUUACAGCGAGCUCCCGGAAAAAUCCACGCGCCGUGAGUCGCACGGGUGCGAAUCCCCCCCCCCCCUGAUUUCCAACAAUAUUAAAGCUAAAGCAGAUGUGUGGCUUUUUCCACCAAGUUUGUCGCUGUUGCUGAGCUGAGCGUCAGCAGCAGUGUGGGUCUGUAAAUAGUAAAAACCGUGAUAACACAUAGUGCUAGCCUAAUCUCUCAACCAGGGUUUUCCUUCGUCCAGUGUAACCUUGCUGUAGAUUUUUUGGUGUCGAUACAGUGUUUAUGUACGUAGAGCAAAAAAAAAAAAAAAACAAAAAAAAAAAGAAAGCAAAAAAAAUCUUAAGUGUCAUUGAGGAAAAAAACUCUGUGUCUGGUAAAUAUAAAAACACACUUUACGAGAUGUUGUUAGCUCUUAGCUCUUAGCUGUGUUUAAUCCACCUGUGAUGGCCAUCAGUGCAUAUUUGCUGUUUAGAAGUAGAAACAUAACAAUUAAGUGUUCUGUGUGUUUGUUUUCAUGUCGUGUAAAUACGUCCGUUUGGUCCAAGAUGAUAAUACCGUGCCCGCUCCCUCAGAUAGUUUAGUCUCACUCAGCGUAAUCAGAGACCAAUGCAAUAUUUAUGUAAGUAAUAAGUCUAUUUGCAUACUGUAUGGAUCCAUCUGUUUGUCAUGUGCUCGGUAACUGUACGUCUGUCCUCCGGGGGGUGAAGACACCCCCUGGGUUCGUCUCACUUUUAGUGCAAACCGCACUCUGUUUGUAUUUAAAAGACAUUUUUACAAAAGUCCACGCGGUGGUUUUGUUCCAAGCAGCCGCUACGGCACCAAACUAGAGAGGAGUGGAGAUCAGGUGUAGAAACACGGAUUCAGAGAAGAGAGCUCGUCUGACCACCGUCCUCCUCACUGUUUAUUGUAAAGUGAUAGAUUAGGCUUCACCUAGUUAUGCACCUGUUUUUUAAACACUAAUAUAUUUUAUUUGUUAUACAGCACAUAAACAUUAAACUUUAUUUUUUUGAACUCUA